Zingiber officinale is the source of this 2544-nucleotide messenger RNA. RefSeq names its product lysine-specific histone demethylase 1 homolog 2-like. Bases 58 to 2361 code for a protein of 767 amino acids. The record is from RefSeq and is a predicted model, not a curated record. The transcript has 2 exons. NCBI's taxonomy places the organism in Eukaryota, Viridiplantae, Streptophyta, Magnoliopsida, Zingiberales, Zingiberaceae. Gene Ontology annotation, molecular function: oxidoreductase activity; protein binding.
GCCCCUCCUUCCGAAGCCUCGAUAAACUUCCACCUUGCCCGAUUCGGACCCUCGCUGAUGGAUCCUCCCCCGCCGUCCAUUUCCGGCGGCCGUCGAGUAUCUCGGAGGGCGGUGAAACGCACCAACUACGACGAGUCCCUUCAGGAUUCCCUCCUCCACGACCACAUCGGCGGGCCCCGCCGUCGGAACCGGCGAAACCUGACCGCCGCUGAGCGCCAGAGCGAGACAGAGACAGAGGCCAUGAUCGCCGUCUCCUUGGGUUUCCCCAUCGAUUCCCUCCUGGACGCUGAGGUCUCCGCGGGGGUCGUCGACCUGACCGACGACGGUGCCGCUCAGAACGACUACAUCGUGGUCCGCAACCACAUCCUUGCCCAGUGGCGCUCCAACGUGCGCUCCUACCUCUCCAAACCUGAAAUUAGAGAGACAGUGAGCAGGCAGUACGACCACUUAAUCUCCAGCGCGUACGAUUUCCUUUUAGAGCACGGCUACAUCAAUUUUGGUGUAUCUCCCGCCAUCAGGGCCCAGCUUCCCGAUGAGCAGGACAAGGGAUCUGUUAUCAUAAUAGGCUCUGGACUCGCAGGCCUUGCGGCCGCGAGGCAGCUACUUAGUUUUGGCUUCAAAGUCCUAAUUUUGGAAGGUCGGGAUCGUCCCGGCGGUAGAGUAUUCACCACGAAGAUGGGUAAGAACCACAACUCCGCAUCUGUAGAUCUUGGAGGCAGCGUCAUCACUGGCAUUCACGCCAAUCCCCUUGGAGUCUUGUCCAGGCAGCUUGGCAUACCUCUCCACAAUAUCAGGGAUUCAUGCCCCCUUUUCUGGCCAGACGGCACAGCCGUGGAUCAGAGAAUGGACGCUGAGGUGGAUUUGGUAUUCAACAAGCUUCUUGAAAAUGCUGCUCGGUUGAGGGAGGUUUUAGGAGAGUCUGCCAAUGACAUUUCACUAGGUUCGGCAAUUGAGCGCCUGCAGAAGUUGUAUGGUGUUGCCAGGAAGAUCGAGCAACGAGAGCUUCUUGAUUGGCAUCUUGCAAAUUUAGAGUACGCCAAUGCUGGCAACCUCUCAGAUCUGUCUCUUGCCCACUGGGACCAGGAUGACCCCUAUGAGAUGGGUGGUGAUCAUUGCUUUCUUGCUGGAGGUAACUGGAGAUUGAUCCAUGCACUAUGUGAGGAUGUGCCGAUAUUGUACAAGAAGACAGUAACUCGGAUUGCUUAUGGAGAAGGAGGUGUGGAAGUUGUGGUUGUUGGUGGACAAAUUUUCCAGGCUGAUAUGGUUCUUUGCACUGUGCCUCUUGGGGUCUUGAAGAGCGGGACUAUAAAGUUUGAUCCUGAAUUGCCUCCUCAGAAGUUACAGGCAAUUGAUAGGCUGGGAUUCGGGUUGCUAAAUAAGGUUGCAAUGAUAUUUCCUUGCGUAUUUUGGGGGGAGGAGAUCGACACGUUUGGAUGUCUCAGCAAGGAACGAACUAAACGUGGUGAAUUCUUUCUUUUCUAUGGUUACCAUACUGUUUCUGGUGGUGCGGUGCUUAUUGCGUUGAUUGCAGGAGAAGCUUCCUUGAACUUUGAACAAAGCAAUCCUCUAACUUCACUUCACCAUGUUCUCAGCAUUCUUAGAGGUAUUUAUGGUCCAAGGGGGGUUUCCGUGCCUGAUCCAAUCCAAACUAUCUGUACAAGAUGGGGUGAUGACCCCCUUUCUCGUGGUUCUUAUUCUCAUGUCAAAGUUGGGUCAUCAGGUAAUGACUACAAUGUCCUUGCAGAAAACGUUAAGGGACGACUCUUUUUUGCUGGGGAAGCUACAAAUAGAGAAUAUCCUGCAACUAUGCAUGGCGCCUUCUUAAGUGGACUAAGGGAAGCUUCAUGCAUUCUUCAAACUUGGAGGGAACAGUUUGUGAACAAAUCUAUUUCCAAGAGGUUCUUGCAAAAGAACCUAAGAUUGUGCAGUGAUAUUCUUGUAGACUUAUUUAGGAGACCUGAUUUAGAGUUUGGAAUAUACUCAUUCGUUUUUGAUCCCUUUACCACGGACGAUCUGAAUGCGAUGGGUCUUAUGAGAAUCACAUUUGGAAAUUUUAAAUAUGAAGACUCGAGGAAACACAGUUUAAAUGAAAAACUGAAUGGACACUGUCAGUUGUCAGAACUUCAGGAUCAAGAAUUCCAUCUGUUUGCCUGUGUAUCUAGAGAGGGAGCACACCAAGUAAAAUUGGUGAGUGGUGAUGAUAAGGCUAGAUUACACUUCCUUAGCAAAAAGUUUGGCUUACAAUUAAUGGGGUUUAGUGAUACAUGUAAUCUCAGUCAUUCCUUGAUUGUUGAUAUUUCUUGUGCACGGAAAAACCAUUACAGAAAACUCCGGACCAUGCAUCACAAAGUUCACUUGUAGCAUUUACUGGCCAUGUAAAACGUCCAUUAGCUAACAUUGAUUCCUCAAGGACAUGUCUCCUCCAAUAGCAUCUUUAGUUGAAACUAGACAUAGGGCCCAUGUACUACCUCAUCAUUUUAGAAAUGUACACUAGCCUCAGAAUUCCAUUCUUUUGAAUAUAUGAAAAAGUAGCUAAUUUUUUUA